UUUCCGGGUCAGGGCGGGGUUGAAAUCGCCCCGCUCUUCGCCUCCCCCUCCCAGACCCGCCGAGGCCGCCGCAGCAGGAGCAGCAGCCGCAGCCCCUCCGCCCUCCUCCCGCCGCCGCUAUCCCGCCCGCCCGUCCCGGCUCUCUCCCUCCCCCCGUCUCCUCCCUCCCCCUCCGAGGGGGCCCCUCCUCCCUCCGCCCGCCCCGGAGACCCCGUCACCCGCCCUCCCUCCUCCCGCUCCCCCCUUCCCCGUCCCUCCGUCUACGGAGCGGCCGAUCGGCCGGGCGCUCGGCCACCCCGCCGCCAGUUUCUAUCCCCCAGCGACCAAAGAUUUGACCACUGACAAAGCCUGACUCGUCAGAACACAGCUCAAGAUGGACACCGGUGUUAUUGAAGGUGGUUUAAAUGUCACACUUACCAUUCGACUACUUAUGCAUGGAAAGGAGGUUGGGAGCAUCAUUGGGAAGAAAGGAGAAUCUGUAAAGAAGAUGCGUGAAGAGAGUGGUGCCCGCAUUAACAUCUCUGAAGGGAACUGCCCAGAACGGAUCAUCACUCUUGCUGGACCGACCAAUGCCAUCUUCAAAGCAUUUGCUAUGAUCAUUGACAAACUGGAAGAGGACAUCAGCAGCUCGAUGACCAACAGCACAGCUGCCAGCAGGCCCCCUGUCACCCUGAGGCUUGUGGUACCUGCCAGCCAGUGUGGCUCCCUCAUUGGAAAAGGAGGCUGCAAGAUCAAGGAGAUAAGAGAGAGCACAGGGGCGCAGGUCCAGGUGGCAGGAGACAUGCUGCCCAACUCGACUGAGAGAGCUAUCACCAUUGCUGGGAUACCACAGUCCAUCAUCGAGUGCGUCAAACAGAUCUGUGUGGUCAUGCUGGAGUCUCCCCCGAAGGGUGUUACCAUCCCAUACCGACCCAAGCCAUCCAGCUCUCCGGUCAUCUUUGCAGGCGGUCAGGACAGGUACAGCAGCGGCAGUGCAAGCUACCCCCACACCGCCCCAUCAAUGUGCCUCAACUCUGACCUGGAGGGACCACCUCAAGAGGCCUAUACCAUUCAAGGACAGUAUGCCAUUCCACAGCCAGAUCUGACCAAGCUGCAUCAGUUGGCAAUGCAACAGUCACACUUUCCAAUGUCUCAUGGCAACACUGGAUUCAGUGGCAUUGAAUCCAGCUCUCCAGAGGUGAAAGGCUAUUGGGGUUUGGAUGCAUCUGCUCAAACUACUUCUCACGAACUCACCAUUCCAAAUGAUUUGAUUGGCUGCAUCAUCGGGCGUCAAGGCGCCAAAAUCAAUGAGAUCCGCCAGAUGUCUGGGGCGCAGAUCAAAAUUGCCAAUCCAGUGGAAGGAUCUACUGACAGGCAGGUUACCAUAACUGGAUCUGCAGCCAGCAUUAGCCUGGCCCAGUAUCUAAUUAAUGUCAGUUUAGAAAGCGCUAAACCCUCCUCCCAGACAGCCUCCGUCACGAUCCCCGAUCACCUCAGCAUCAACCUCUCUCAACCCUCCACCCCUUCUUCUUCUUCCUCCUCCACCACCACCCCCUCACUUGCGACAGCAGGGGUCUCCGACGCACCCUCCAGCCUCCCCAACCCUCUUCCGACCGCCCCUUGUGUCUCCAGUCUGCUUGGCAUGAAACCCGUCCCUCUCCUGGCUCUAAAUGUUGUGUCUGCUGCUAAGGGUGCCUCCACCACCUCAGCUAUGCCAUGUGUUACUAACAAACUGAAAACGGAAAAACAGAGAUUCUCUCCUUAUUGAAUGUCUGCUUGUGACCGUAAAGGAACAGCAGAUUGGUGUCAGCCUGGGGAUCCCGUAGAGGAGCCUUGGAAGAAUUUUUUUACUUCAAAAAAAAAAGUGAGCUUGUGAUUUCUUAGAAUGGAGUUUUCUUUUUGCUGGUGACCUUGAGUAGGUCGAGAGACAAUUUAACAAGUCCUGGAGUCUAGUGAUCUGUUUAAUUCCUUGAUUUUAUGUAGUCAUAGCUGUUGCUUUCAGUAGCUUGUUUGCAUUGCUACAUGAAGAAAAUGUGAUAGGAGGGUCUGUUUAAUGAAUAAAAGAUUCUCAAUUACUGCAUUUUGGUUAAGUUGCUAAAGAGGCUGAUCAGCCAAACCUGUCUCUGAUGUCUGUACUUGUAAUAAAGUUGCCACAGAGUAUCUGCUCUGAUAGCUGAUGUGUGCUGAAAUGGAGGGGGGACCAGGAAUUACAUCUCCCCGUGUGAUAGGGACAAAUCAAGCUGUGCACCUGACAAUUGUCAGCAUGCCCUUGACCUCUGGUUGGACUCUAACCAUGUUCAGAGUUGAGCAAUGAGAUCAAAUGUAAAUCCCCUCCCCUGUGCUGGAUUAACAUGGCCAUGGGGGAUUCCUAGACCGCCUUUAGAGGCAGAUGUUGGUAGCCCACACUUCUCCUAAUCAGUACCAUGAGGAAGAUAUGCUCUUAUUCAAGGGUAGGGAGCUAAAACUCCUAGCUCUUUGUGAGGUCGGCAGUUAAGCACCCCAGCAUAGUUUGAAUUGCCACUUGUCAUUGAAGCAAUUUGUUCUAGAGCAGUAGUCUUGAACAGUUUUGCUUUUCAGACCCCUACAAUUUUAAAUGGAGGUGCAGACUUCUUUGGGAAUAUUAGAUCCCAGAUUGAAAACUACUGUUCUAGAGGAAUCGUACCCUAACUCUUACAAUUCCCCCAGCAGCUCUGCUCACACCCCAUAAAGCACAGAAUGGCUCUGGGGGGCCUGGAGGUCAAGCCACAGGACUCCCCCAUCCCAGACAGAACAAACCAAACAAGACUGUACUAGUGUUAAGACAAAUGGUAAAGCUGGAGACAUGCAAACUGUACCACAGCCAGCUGUGGGUUAAAGGCCUUGUGCCUUGAGACCCUAAAGGCACCAGCUGCCUCUGAUUCGUUGUCCCAGAGCCAUUUCAUACCUGUGAGCCCUGGGCAGUCCAGUCUGGAAACAGCUGUUGCAUACCUCUGUCUCUGAAAUAGAGAAAUCUGACUUGGGACACUCCUUCCCUGCAAGCACAUACCACCUGCCUUCCCUGGGAGUUGGAAAUGAUCCAUUAGCAUUCCUUCUGCUCUGUAGGUUAUUGGCCUGUGACUCGGGUGUUGUGAUGCAUCCCAUGGCAGAGAGGGACCAAAGUGGCUGUCUUUAUGCUCCUUGAGGGGCUAGUAGCUGGUGGUGGCCCCUGGCCUUUUGUUACAGUAGUUCAGUGAGUCUUGCUCCCUUCAAAGAUACAGAAUUCGUCUCCCCUCUGCUGGGCCUAGGUCACCACCUCAGUAGCCUGGGGCUGCCACACUUAACCCUUCAGAGGCUGCCUUUCAGUGGGCUGUCGGGCACUUUUGAAACUAAACCCUGAGGCAACCAUGUGACUCUGACCAGUGCUGCUUGGAACUUGCUAGAUUG
Dermochelys coriacea (leatherback sea turtle) is the source of this 3381-nucleotide messenger RNA. It is a transcript of the gene PCBP2, whose product is annotated as poly(rC) binding protein 2. NCBI's taxonomy places the organism in Eukaryota, Metazoa, Chordata, Testudines, Dermochelyidae. Gene Ontology annotation, cellular component: nucleoplasm; cytoplasm; nucleus. Gene Ontology annotation, biological process: positive regulation of transcription by RNA polymerase II. Gene Ontology annotation, molecular function: single-stranded DNA binding; mRNA binding. The transcript is spliced from 15 exons. Bases 374 to 1747 code for a protein of 457 amino acids. The record is from RefSeq and is a predicted model, not a curated record.